Molecule: messenger RNA, 7886 nt
Organism: Musca domestica (house fly)
Lineage: Eukaryota; Metazoa; Arthropoda; Insecta; Diptera; Muscidae
Gene: ca
Exons: 16
Coding region: 816-7442 (2208 amino acids)
Molecular function (GO): protein binding
Source: RefSeq, a predicted model, not a curated record
CUGACAUUUAAAACAGAGAUUUUUUACGGAGAAAGAUAGAGGCAGCAAAAGGAAGCAGCUCCCAAAUAUUUUAAAAACAAUCAUAUUAAGCAAAUAUAAUAUAAACAUAUUGUUGUUAAGCUAAAUCUCCAGCAAAAGGACAUUACGCAGAUAAUAAAUUUUUAGUGAACUGUGUGCAAAAUAUUGCUAGAAUUGGAAAAUUUUCUUUCAUUAAAUGAUGGACAAACACACACAUAUAUUUUGACGAUAUACUACAAAAGAAUUACGUGAGUGCGCACACCACCAACAAGCAAACGAACGGCAAGUUGUAAUUGGGCAGUAGGAAAAGAAAACUAUCGUCGAAACCCUGUUCACUAUUGCUUCCCAUUGGCAGCGAAAAGAUUAUCCCAAACCCAUAAAGGCAGGCUGAACGGUAUUUCAGGGCAAUCAUAACCGAGAAAACACCGAUUGCCGAAGCGAAAUACAUAUAUAUGUGCUAUUCCCCCCAACUUGCGAUUCAACAAAAAGAAUCUCAUUGUAAAACAAGUGUAGCAGCAGCAGCAGCUGUAAUUUAGGGGAGUUGUGUCUGGUGUAAUGUUGCUGUUGUAUAAGUGCAUUUGUUUGUGGAUGUGCUAAUUUAUCUUCCUCAUCAAAUGCAAAAGGUCUCACAGAUGGCUGUCCAGUACAUAUAGGCCGAACUUGGGGAUUAAGUACUACGACCGAUCGGCCGACAACGACAAGUGGCAGCAACAGCAAAAGGUUACAACAAGAAGAACCAAAAACCGCACCCUUUGCACUUGCUACUGCCUUUAACGUAGCAGUGCAGGAUAGACGUUAUGACUUCGCCUCUACAUCAAUUGGAUAUAUUUGAACUAAGGCCACUGAUAACAAAUUUCAAUUGUAAAUUAUCAACCAUUACCGAAUAUGAUUGCCACAAACAGAUGUUGUGUUUGGUCUCAGAGGACAAUGACAUUGUUCUGCGCUAUACAAGUGAGGGUGGUCAGGAAGUCUUAAAGCUGGUUUCAUGGUUUCGGCGCACCAAUAGGGUCAUACAUGAUAUAUGUUUUGAUCCAUCUGGAACAUGGUUACUUGUGUUAUGUUUCGACAACACCCUACACAUUGUCCCUGCCUUGGCGGUGGUGGACAAAGCAACCUUGGAGGCAAAUGCCAAAAAUUCUGUUUACCCUUCCCUGUACAGCACCACACAAGUGACAUCAUACAUAAUACCAUUUGUUGGACCACAUGAGUGCCCCAACUCAAAGAAAUGUCCCAACAAGCUAACAUCAAAACGCAAUUCUGGCCUUGGUUCUGCCGCCGCCUCAGCGCUUAGGAAUGAGGAAAAGCCUCAUACGUCAAAAGAACAACCAUCAAAUAAUGAGGCUGGAGAUGAUGAAAAUAAUAAAAAUGUAAAUGUUUUGGUUGAGCAAGUGGACGGUUUGCAGCUGGAAGACAAAGCUGAAGAAGACGAUUCGUUGGUAGUGGUCCAGGUAGAUGGGAACAUUGAUGUUUUCAGUCAAGAUGUACCUGCAGAAAUGUUGGCCUCAUCGGCCCCACAAAAUCUCAUGGUUGAUGACAAGACCGGCAACAGUCAAUUGCCAGCAAUGAAUAUGUCCUUUAUGGCCUCCAACACUUGUCCAUAUCCCUUGUCAGUGGUGUGGUGGCGUACAUUGGAGGGUGUCAAUCGGGCCGUAAUCGGUUACUCAGAUGGUUCAAUAUGUUUUGUGGGUCUUAGUCCAAAUUGUCCAUUUGUGGCUAGCACCUCUGUGGAAAGUGGUUCAGUGGUGAAAUUGCUCAUAUGCCGGGAUAACACCUUUGAUAGUGUAAUGUUAUUGAUAACAUCCUCGUUGAAACAACAAUUCAAAUUACUCUUGGAACAAAAGGCCAUUGAAUACACCUAUCCGGGAGAAAUAUCUCCCACGACAACAACAACCCAAACCAAAGAAAAAGAUGACUGGCAAAUUGUUUUACCUCUCAAAAAUACCAGCAGCAACAAUAGCAGUAAAGAAUCAUCAUGUGAACGUAACAGUCAAUCCGAUGAGGAUGUAUUUCUUCUUAAAGAGGAGACGACAUCAUCGGGUGCUGCAAAUGUGAAUGCAAAAGACAUUAACCUGCCGCCUCAAAUCCAACAUGUAGCACAAAUUAAUAGCGCACGUCCGGGAGGAGAACCACCUCCACCGCCCCCACCCAAAUUGACAUCUUCCGGUAAUGCACAAAGCAUGGCUGGCCUUGAAACCAACGGAAAUAAUCCUCAACCUCCGCCACCACCAUAUUCUGUGGCCAUUACCCGUCAUUUGGAUAAUAAAGAUGCCGCCAUAACUACAACGGCUUCAAUGGGAAGUAGCGUAGUAAUCCCCAGCUCAAGUGAUCGCAAUAAUCAAUCGCAACAAAUGGAUAGUGAAUCGGAGUUUGAGAAAAAUAUAAGAGGUGGUUAUAUACCGGCAGCCAGAGCUCGUUUGGCAUCUCUCAAGUCGUUGGGAUCGAAAAAGUUAAAUGCCAUUAAAAUGCGUCUUUCCGAUAAACGGCAAAAGAUCGAGGAAUACAUGCCAGACAAUUCACUGGGCUCUUCGUUUGCCAUUGUGGACUCACCCUCGUUGACACCAGAAUUACUGGCCAAUUCGGCUGGUUCCUUUUAUACCAUCCAAAAUUUACGCAGUACAUAUUUGUUGAGUGCUUUGCAUAGCCAGUCGAAUAGCUUUACCGUACACAAUAUCGAUAUACAUUUAAAGCCAUUGUUUCUUUAUAAAAUACCACGGGAUUGUGUGGAUAUUUUGAUUAGUUCCAAUAUUUUAUAUACCAUACAAUAUGUGGAUUAUUAUGGAGAGGCAUUGGCAACGCCACCAUUGGUGGCUGGGAGUAAAACAAAACAACCACAGCCACAAGAGCAAAAGAAUCAAAAUACCGAAAAGGAAAAUCGUGAUAUGGAUGUUGAAAAACAUGAAAAAUAUGCUGAAGAAAUUGCUGCUGUCAUGGAAGAUUUAAAUGAUGGCGAUGAAGCAUCAGGCCAGCAUGCUGCCGUGAAAAGGGAUACUAGCCAGGAAGAAAGUGCAGCGGACACAAGUGCCGCCUCCACAACUUCAGAGCACUAUAGCCAAGACAGUUUGACGCCAAGUAAUUCUAUAAAUGCUGUUGGUGUUAUAAGCAGUGCUAUGGCUUCUCUGCGCAAGGGAGAUGAGGAUAAAUUCAAUACAUUUUCCCAACUGGGCCUAUUUCGCUUUGAACACGAAACUGUUUUGAGCCUCUAUCAAAUGGCAACUUUCCGUCCAACCACAACUACCGAAACCAUAUCAAAAGAUGAAAAAACCAAAGUAUUUGAAUGCAGUGAUAUACGUUCGCCCAUGGACUAUGUUAAGUUUUAUGAGACAGCUGAUGUCAAGGAGGAGUUGUCACUGCGCCAAAUGGAAAUAAUGGCGAAUGAAUUUCCAAAAAUUAAUUUCGAUCCAUGCUAUGUUGUGACGAACAAAAAUGUCUACUACAUACAGCUGAAAAAAGAACCUUUUGCCACAUUUUUGGAAUGUGCUUUGGCCGGUGAGUGGACACAGUGUCGUGAUUUCUGCAACACCUUCGAUUUGACCUACGAGGCUUGUAUUGAAUUCGCCGGUGAUUAUCUGUUGCGUCGUAAAAAAGUAACACAGGCAUUGCUCACCUAUAAUACGGCACGCAUAAAACCCAUUCGAACUGCCCUCAAACUGGCAAUGUUUGGACAAACCAAUGCCUUGAUGCAUCUGUGUGCCAUGGCUCUGAAAUUGACACAUGUGCUCAAAUCGAAAUAUUUUUGUCAUCCCAUAAUAAAAACACUGAUGCCCGACAUUACAUACCGUCAUUCGGAAAAUGUCGAACCCAUCCUACCGCCUACACCAUCACAAUAUGCGGCUGAGGGUGUGCGGGUAAAUGAAGGUCUGGCGUGUAGUGACUACAUUUACGGUGUUGAUGAGCCCAUGAGUCAAUUACAAAUGUCAGCCUCAUCCCAAUUUCAUUUGGCUAAUUUGUUGCUCAUCACCCUGGCUGAGAAGGCGGUCAACGAUAAGAACUAUAUACCAUUGUGGAAUUUCCUGGUAACCAAUGGCAAAUAUCAUACAAACAUGACCAGUAUUGUUUUGUGUCAAAGUGGUCUGUUUUCGGCAGCUUUAUUAUUGGCCAAAGUCCGGGGUGUUUGCAUUGAUACAUUUUUGGCUUUGAACAGUGUUGUUGGCCAGGAAUUUGGUUGGUAUUCGGAGGUCAAUGUUUGUCUGUACAAUUUGAGUGAGAUCAUGUUCACGGAAACCAUUACUUAUUUGCCUAAUGUGGCUAUCGAUUAUUUUACCUUCAUACAAGAUAAGCUGCAAAACAUAAGGCCAAGUGUUUUAAGGCGCCUGGAACAACAACUCAAUCCAUUUUCACCCACCAUGCGGCCCAUUGUUUCACACACCUCAUCCAUUUCAAAUUCAAACGACAAUAAUACAUAUUUACUGGAAUUUUGUAAAAAUCUCAUAGAAACCUAUUUAGCUGUACUCAUACAUUUGGAAUCUCAACGUUCCAAGACGGAUCGCGUUUUGAAUGCUUUAAAUAACUUCCGUUUAACAUAUGAAGACAAUCAAUUUGCCAUCGAAGCGACACGUUUUAAACCAAUAUCGGCCGGAUGUGCCCAUUGUGCCUGUGUUGUGGAUGGUGUUGCCUACUUUUGGGGCACUAAUGGUGUGCCUUGCAACUAUAGCGUAAGCAAGUCAUCGGACUCUCCUGAACCUCCAUAUGCUGUGAAAAGUAUGGAUUUGCUUUCCCAAUUAAAUUUGCAUGUCCAUGCUGUCAAAUGCGGAAGGCAGCAUACGCUGAUUCUAACCAAUAAUGGGCUCUACUCCUUGGGCAAUAAUAAUCUAUGCCAAUUGGGUAUUGGAAAACACAUGCAAAUGACUUUACAACCCAUGCUGGUAAAAGCUUUCGAUGGCAAGAAUAUAACUAUUUUAGAAGCAGGACAAUAUCAUAAUGCUGUGGUAGCUGAUGGUAUGCUAUAUACCUGGGGUUGGGGUGUUUAUGGUCAACUAGGUCAUGGUGAUACUGAAAAUGCAGCUGAACCCAAAUUGGUUUCAUUUUUCAAAUAUAAGAAAAUAUUGCAAGUCUCAUUGGGACAUGCUCAUACAUUGGUGCUAUGUGAGGGUCCAAGAGAUCGUAACACUACCGAACUUUAUGUUUUUGGUUCAAACAAUUUCGGUCAAUUAGGUUUGGCAACCACAAAACCGGAUGGGGAACAACAAGGCACAGCCGCUGCAUCAAGUGAUGAUGGCAUUAAUUAUAGUGGUCAGGUGAAGUAUGUGUUGCCGCAGAGACUGGAAAUUCCUGGCGCAGCUAGAAUAAGACUGAUUCAUACGAAAUUUUUCACUAAUUUGGUUGUUGAUGAAAACGAGCACAUGUAUACCUGGGGCUCCUCACCCCAGGCACUGCGUCUGGCCAAUCAAAUAAAACGUCGAGCAAAUGCCAAACAGAAAAAUGAAGAGGCCCAACGUCGUGAGAUGAGCAAACGUUUUGAGGCAACUCUAAGUGAAAAUGUGGCGGUGACAACGGUAGAAGCCGAUAUAAAUGUGACGCCAGUGCCCACCGUUGAUGCCCCAUUGGUGGCAGCAACUGCCACAACGCCAAGUGUAACCUUAACUUCGCCAAUUUCGGAAAAGCCCCUUGUAAGCAGUGAUGCCGAUAUUAGCAUAGUAAAAGAUAAAAUCCCACUUAUUAGUGGGGACGAUGAAAUUGUCAUUGAUAACACGCCGGUUAUACCAGCAGCAGCAGCAGCAGCAGCAGCGUCAUCGACUACUGUUGUAGAUGCUCCUGUUGCCGAUAUAAAUAUACAAUUGAUAGAGGAUGAAAUUGUGGCUGAUAUACCGGUUGUCAAGACCACACACAGUAAUGCUCAGGAAAAAGCCGAAAUCCAAAGUGAGGCAACCGUUGUGCCACCAACUGCUGCCAUAAUUGAUGUGGAUCCUUGCGAGCAUAUGACUCCGCAUCUGGUGGACACUUCCGAGGUGGCAGGACAAAUUUUGCAGGUUUCAAGUGGCCUAUUCCACUUUGCCUUGAUCUCUUCUUCAUGUACCCUCUAUACAUGGGGUAAAAAUUUGGAACAUCAAUUGGGUACCGAGGAUAAGGAACGACGUGCUGUAAGCAAACCCUCACCCAUUGAUAGUAUUGAUCGUCCCAUGUAUGUGGAUUGUGGAGCCGAUUUUACUCUAGUCAUGACAACAGAUUUUGUUGUCAAAGCAUUUGGCGGUAAUUCGAAUGGACAGUGUGGUCGUGAUUUGGGUGCAUGUAUAGACAAUAAAAUGAAACAACGGGUAGUGUGUUUGCCCACCACCAAGCGUCUAAUGCGCUUCGAAAGCCAGUGUGUUGAAGUUCCCGUAGAAAUUAACUUACCACGUCCUCGCAUUCGAUUGGAUUAUGAGCCAGUUCGAUAUCUAAAGACAAUACCACGCUACAAAUGCUACUUCCUGCAAGAGGCUGAAAUUGAUUUUGAGCAAUGCUAUGACAUGGCAUCGAGUUCAGCCAAUCAAAUAACCGGACAGGAAUCGGAUGAUAUGAUCUCUUCACUGGAAAAUAUUAGUCAAAAUGAAAUCUCUUCGCUGCAGGCAUCACCCAAUAUGCCCCUACUGGCCAAUGAUCAACUUUUGGAUCCAAAUCAAUUAACAGCUAAUAGUUCGUAUGAAUGUUCGCCGGAUGAGCAAAGUUAUUGUAGGCUACCAAAUGCCUGCAAUAUGUCGACUAGUGUCACAGACAAUGGCAACAGUCUUGGUGGUUUAGUGAAUCCUAAAACUCAAAAUCCCUUGGAAAAUCAGGCAUUGAAAAAUAACAAUAACUCAGAAGAUAGUGAGGAGCUUCAGCAGUUGUGUCAUUAUAUCCAUUAUUGUUUGUACAUCUUCCAUGGCCUUUAUAAUCCCGAAAAAGUCAGAGAAUUUUCCAAAGAUCGCCUAGAAUAUCGCAUACGUACUCUAAUGUUAAAUUUCAAAUAUGUUGAUGCCUUUGAACUAUGUUUGCGUAGCGUACACAAUGCCAGUUGUGCCCUUAAAAUCUUCGAAUAUUUCUCCAAGGAUACCGGUUACGUGCCACUGCGCAGAGCUGACCUUAGAUUUCUGAUAUACUAUCUGAUGCAACAUUUUAUGGAACGCAAUUAUGACUUGACGCUGUGUGAGAAUUUCUUUUUGGCCGAUUUAGAUUAUUAUCUGCUGGAAUUGGCCUAUGUAUUGUAUUUCAAUAAUAACAAUACUGAGUUGGAGCAAAAUCUCAAUGAGAAAUUUAAGAAUCUCAUUGCACGCAGCGAAGAUGUCGGUAAUAAUCAACAGCAAAAUAUUCAACAUCAUUUGCAGCAACAACAGACAAUGGCUGGGGCACCAGAAGCCGAUGUACAUCUUGCCACACAUAAACUUCAGGAUACCGAUGUGAUAUUUGAGUUAUUAAGUGUGAAAUUCAAAACUAUUAUUUGCCAGCGCCUUUUAAAGUUUUGCAAUACAUAAUCAAGCAGACGGUCAGACGAAGUAUGUGUGGGGGGACGAUGACGACGACGAGACACACCUAUUAUCAUUAUUCUAUUGUUUUUUAAGAUAAAGCCCAAAUUGAUCUUUUUUUUGCAGCAGUCCUAAAAAAUGGGACACUCAAUUUUUACAAAUAUCGUAUUGUUCUUAAAUUAUUUUAGUUCAAACAGAAGUUUUAAUUGAAAUUGUUUUUAUGAUUUUUUUCUGUUCGUGUUUGUCUCUAUUAUAAUUUGUAGUUUCAUUCUUUUUUAAUAACUGUAUAUUUAUUUUAACUAUUCAUCUUUCUUCUUAAACAAAACAACCUACCAUAUUUUUUAUCCACAACACACACACAUCCUUAUAUAAACAUAUUAAUUUAUUAUUGUUAUUUUGUUGUAGUUUUUCUUUUUUAAAUUCAUAUAUAUGUACCCAAUAUUUUAUGUGAAA